Molecule: messenger RNA, 998 nt
Organism: Pocillopora verrucosa
Lineage: Eukaryota; Metazoa; Cnidaria; Anthozoa; Scleractinia; Pocilloporidae
Source: RefSeq, a predicted model, not a curated record
CAUCCUUCAUUCAAAUUGUGGAAGAUUAUUACCUAACCGGUCAUGUCAUAGAUCGUCAGAAGGCGUCCAGCGUUUUAUCCUGCGUCCAUCUCUGCCUGAGAAGCCGUCCUCUUUGCCUCUCAGUGAAUUACAAGGAACAAGAAAGAACCAUGAUUUGUGAACUAAACGAUGAAGGAAUAGUAGGUGCUGGAGAUGAUACCUCUUCCCUUCUACCUAUGCGUGGAUUCAUCUUUGCACAGUUGUUUAAUCUCACGUCUCCAUGUUUCAAAUGGCCUUGUCAGAACAAUGGGAAAUGUGCGGUACAGUACGAGAAGAACAGUUACGUGUGCAUUUGCGCGAAAGGAUACACAGGGGAACAUUGCGAAACGGGCUGGACUCUUAUCGCUCGAUUCUCAAACAGCGAUGGCAAAAAUUGGAUGCGUGACGAUGGUAGAUGGUGGUAUGACCAGCAAAUUGCCAUUGGAGCGAUAAAUAACCCUUUAGUGAACGACGAUAUGAUUUCAACAGCCUUUUGGUCGGUCAGCGGCAGAGAAUUAAAAAUCACGCGUAGUGACGACCCUAGUCACACUCCUCUGUUACAGACCACAGGUAACUGUUUGGCUGGACAAACGUUCCGAUCUAAAAUCACAAGUUAUGGCGAUUUUAGAAAUGGCAAGGCCUGGGCCAUUGAUAAGUGUCUGGGAAGUUGUACGGUUCAAUAUGGCGGACAGUACAAUUCAACAGACGGGUUUCAACAGGCUGAUUGCAAUGGAGACAUCCAAAGCGCCAACAAAAUCGGCUUCUGGUGUGACAAUGGUAGUGGGGAUGGAUCAGUGAUGAUGAUUGGUGGGGGAGGAUGGAACUGUGCACGUGCUGAUCAUGGGAUUGGGAUCACAGAAACUGCCGCUGCUUCUUUCGUUGAAGAUGGUGGUAAUGAAACUGAAUAUGACUUUGGUUAUGAUGGUGAAAAAAAUAAAGCUCCAUCCCAGUCCUACUCGUUGAACUUAUGGAUUCGUUAA